Messenger RNA from Bacillus rossius redtenbacheri, 841 nucleotides. RefSeq lists its product as uncharacterized. Lineage: Eukaryota; Metazoa; Arthropoda; Insecta; Phasmatodea; Bacillidae. The coding region runs from base 264 to 611 and encodes 115 amino acids. The record is from RefSeq and is a predicted model, not a curated record. The transcript has 2 exons.
UAAAUACACACCAAAAUACAAAAAGUGCAGUAUUCUGUAACGGAUAUCUAAAAGCUGACUACUGCCUGAGACAUGAGUGUGCCAGCUACUGCGGGCAGGGACACACAGGCGGCGCAGACAUGAGCGGUGUCCAGUUGUUGCUUGUAGCCAGUGUGCGAGGGGAGCGCCACUGAUGACGGGGUAGCGGUGAGGCAGCGCGGGUUAGGAGGAUAUAACUGCCCCCUUACACACCUUCCUGGCGAGAUCAAGACCAAUCUACCGCAAUGCAUCCCUCCCACUUGCAAAAGAGAAACAUGAACUGUGCGUAUAGCGUGUUGUCAGCUCGCGCUGACUCAUCUCCCGCCGGUAGAGGAGUGUCUGCCCGCCGGACACCCGGUGAGUCACCGCGCGCUCCGCCUCUGACGUCACGCCGCCCGGAAGCAAGUGGCGAGUAUAACCGCCCGCGCCACGGCUCCAGCACCAGUGUCGCCGCGACCACAGACAGCACUCUGCCUGCCAUGCGCACCUGGACGCUACUUGCAGUGGCAGUGCUUGUGCUGGCCACGUGGUCACACGUGUCUGAGGCGCUGUGCCCUCACUGCACGUGUCCCGCCCAGUACGAGCUGGUGUGAGCACGUGGCGUGAUGUGUGGUUGCAGUGGCAGUGCUUGUGCUGGCCACGUGGUCACACGUGUCUGAGGCGCUGUGCCCACACUGCACGUGUCCCGCCCAGUACGAGCUGGUGUGAUGUCUGGUUGCAGUGGCAGUGCUGGUGCUGGCCACGUGGUCACACGUGUCUGAGGCGCUGUGCCCACACUGCACGUGUCCCACCCAGUACGAGCUGGUGUGAGCACGUGGUGUGA